This is a messenger RNA of Lobosporangium transversale, 2416 nucleotides long. RefSeq names its product NMDA receptor-regulated protein 1-domain-containing protein. The transcript has 9 exons. Gene Ontology annotation, molecular function: protein binding; protein-N-terminal amino-acid acetyltransferase activity. Bases 15 to 2021 code for a protein of 668 amino acids. Gene Ontology annotation, cellular component: NatA complex; cytoplasm. Lineage: Eukaryota; Fungi; Mortierellomycota; Mortierellomycetes; Mortierellales; Mortierellaceae. The record is from RefSeq and is a predicted model, not a curated record. Gene Ontology annotation, biological process: N-terminal peptidyl-methionine acetylation.
UUUUUUUAUAAAGAAUGAAAGAACUACCACCCAAGGAAGCCAACCUUUUCAGAGAAAUAUUGGAAUGUUACCAAUCGAAGCAGUACAAGCGUGGAUUUAAGGGUGCAGAACAGAUUUUAAGAAAGUUCCCUGAUCAUGGAGAAACCCUUGCAAUGAAAGGGUUGUUCUAUAACCAAAUGGACAAGAAAGAAGAAGCGUAUGAGCUUGUGAAGAAGGGCCUUCGUCAAGAUUUGAAAAGUCAUAUCUGCUGGCAUGUUUUUGGCUUACUCUAUAGAUCGGACAAGAAUUAUGAAGAAGCAUCAAAAUGUUACAUUAAUGCGCUCAAGUAUGAUAAGGAGAACAUCCAAAUCCUUCGCGAUCUUUCCUUGCUUCAGAUGCAGAUGCGUAAUUUGGAAGGAUACCUCGACACACGUCACCAAUUGCUGGAGUUGCGUCCUCAAAAUCGCCAGUACUGGGUAACUGUUGCGAUCGCAUAUCAGCUUUUGGGGAAGCCUGAACUGGGCGUCAAGGUCUUGGCUACGUAUGAGGAAACUCUCAAGGAUCUUCCUACAACUCCAGAUUAUGAGCAUAGUGAAAUGUUGCUCUAUCAUAACAGCUUAUUGGAGGAGGCGGGUCAAAUCCAAGAGGCACUGGAACAUCUGGACGCAAUCGAGAAGCAAGUAUGCGACCAUAAAGCUAUCAAAGAGAACCGCGCUAGAUACCUCUUAGCUCUUGGACAUAUGGAAGAAGCUCAGGAGGCAUAUAGGGCUCUACUAGCUAUCAAUCCCGACAAUGUGGCGUACUUUGAGGGUCUUCAGAAGAGCAUGAAUCUGCUGAACAGCAGUGGUGAUAAUAGAAACAAUGGGAAACUGACAGAGGAGCAGCAAUCAAAGGUUUUAGAUCUUUUCAUGAGUCUUCAGAAGGAGUAUCCUCGCUCCAAUGCUGCUAAGCGGUUACCAUUACGCUAUGCGACUGGUGAAGAGUUUGUCAAGAUCACUGACAAAUACCUUCGUAACAUGCUCAGGAAGGGUGUCCCCUCUUUGUUUGUCAACAUCAAAUCCCUCUAUGCGGAUAAAGAGAAGCAGAAGGCGGUGGAAAAACUAGCUCUUGGCUAUUUAGCUGCUUUGGAGAAAUCAAAAGGCUUUGAUCAUUCUGGGUCAAUCAUUGAGCCGCCGACGGCACUUCUCUGGACACUUUACUUCUUGGCUCAGCACUUUGAUUACAAGAGAGAUACCAAUAAGGCUCUUGAAUACAUCGAACAGGCUAUUCAGCACACACCAACACUUGUGGAGCUAUACAUGAUCAAGGGGCGUAUUUUGAAACAUGCAGGCGAAUACAUCAAAGCAAUGGACGCAUUGAAUGAAGCCAGGCAAUUGGAUUUACAGGACCGAUUUAUCAAUACAAAAUGUACAAAGUAUAUGCUUCGAGCCGACAAAAUGGCAGAGGCAGAGAAGACCAUCGUCAUGUUCACUCGUGCUGAUAUCGUCAAUCCUCUAAACGAUCUCGUGGAAAUGCAGGCUCAAUGGUUUGCACUUGCCGCGGGUGAGAGUCAUCUUCGACAGGGCCAAAUUGGUCGUGCUUUGAGACGUUUCCAUCAGAUAGAGAAGCACUUUAACGACUAUACAGAAGACCAAUUCGAUUUCCACACAUACUGUCCCCGCAAGAUGACAUUGAGGGCCUAUGUUUCCCUUGUACGCUUAGAAGAUCAACUUCGUUCUCACCCAUACUAUGUUCGUGCUGCCCAUGGUGCGAUUCAGUGCUAUCUGACUAUCUUUGACAAACCUGAUGGAGAAGACGAUGAGGCGAUGAAGGGCAUGACAGAAGCAGAAAAGAAAAAGUUCCGUAAUAAGAAACGUAAGGCAGAGCUCAAGGCACAGCAAGAGGCUGAGGAUAGAAAGAAGGCUAACGCUGCUGCACUAGAAGCAUCCAAGAAAGCAGGCUCUAAUGCUGCUGUUGCUCUAGUGGAGGAAGAUACUGAAGGAAGACCCCUUGGCAGAAACCCUAAAGUUCUUGAAGCCCUUGCAAGAUCUGGCUGGCAAUAAGAUUGAGACACAUCUUAUAGCCUUUGACAUUUAUAUCCGCAAGAAUAAACUGCUUUUGGCGCUCAAGUCACUCCUAAAAGCAUUCAAGAUUGACCCCAGCAAUGGUCCACUCCGAGAGCAACUGGUUAAAUUUGGCCAUACUGUUGAGAAAGCAUCUGCAUCCUCUGCCCUCAAAGCCAGCGUCAAGGCUGUGAUUGAUAACCACAUGCCAACACUUUGCCAAGGUCAAGAUCUUGCUUCUCUUGAGGCAUCAUUAGUAGAAAAAGUAAAGCUCUCAUAAAACAUCCCAGAUUUGACCUUGGUAUCAGGAUAUUCUGAAUCAACAUUUCGGUGUUCUGCCGUUCUAAAAAAUAAAGUUUUGCCCAAUCCCGAUUAAACUACAAAGAGGACUCCAG